Molecule: messenger RNA, 1203 nt
Organism: Botrytis sinoallii
Lineage: Eukaryota; Fungi; Ascomycota; Leotiomycetes; Helotiales; Sclerotiniaceae
Exons: 1
Coding region: 1-1203 (400 amino acids)
Source: RefSeq, a predicted model, not a curated record
AUGGUAUCUAAUAGUCCUCGCUGGAUUCGCCAAGAGCUCGAGUUCCUCAAAACCCUCUAUCAAGCACAGUCUUCUCAGAGAUUAACCGGUCGCACGCUCUACCAAAUGUAUUUGACCAAACAAGCACGACAUUUACCCGGCGGCGAUCUCCAUCCUUCGGAGCCCUGGCCCCCGAGACCGAUCUCAUAUAAAAUAUUUCUUUCCAAGUAUCGCCAAUGCUAUAGAAGAGUGCAUGAGAUGGCUGAGGCGGCCGCGAUACGUCAGGCUCGAAUUUCGGAAAUCCAGGCCCAGAUACAAGGGCAGACGCCCGUCCAGGCUCCGAAGGGACAAGAGCAAGUGCCCGUCCAAGCUCCACAGGGACAAGAGCAAGUGCCAGUCCAAGCUCCACCAAGACCACAGCAAGUGCCAGUCCAAGCUCCAAUGCCAAGACCCGUCCACCAAGCCCCAAGACCCUCACUUCCUCCAGGCGCCAUCCGCAUCCCCGGAAACAGCAUCCGCAUUCCCGGCAGCAACACCCGUUUCCCACACCACACUUACCUCCUCCCGGGCCACCGCAUUCUUCUCCCCAACGGGCUGAUCAUGACCAGAUCCCCCUCAGCCACUCUACCCAGCAUGCAAAGUCCCGAGUCUCAAGCUCUCCAACGCGCCGCCGCCCUCUUCCUCGCUCGCGCCCAUCUGCAACCUCCGCGAAGACACACCAAUUUGCAACUUCUACUUCCGCGCAUCCGUCAAGUUCUCGGAAGGGAGUUGCAGGGAAGAGCGCAUUUAAAUGCGACUGCAAUCGCUCGUGCUUCUGCCGCUCACUUUCCCCAAUAUAGACAACGAUCUGCUGCUCCUGGGCCUUCGGUUCCUUUGCGCACUGCUGCGAUUUCCCAUCGCGCGGCAGUACAAGUUUCCCGGCAAAGACAACGAUCUGCAGCUCCUGAGCCCUCGUCCCGACUCUCCGCCCGUGGAUCCCGCGAGCAACCUAUCAGUCUCAUCGACGAUGAAGAUUCCUCAUCCACUGCGGAAAAAAUGCCCGAUUCCAAAUCCGGUUCUCGAGAUCAAACUCCACUCUUUGCUCGCGCGUUCCGAGCCCUCACGGUCGGGGAUGAGAAGUCCUCGCCCACUUCCGUCGUGCGACUCGCAAAUGGGAGACAUCCUCUUCCUUCUUCUCAUAUUGUUUCGGCUGGUCCGAUGGCUUUGGGGAGGAUCUUGAAUUGA